UUAUCUUUUUUUUAAACAUUUUGGAAUCUCUCUCUAUAGCUAAGCAUUUGCAAUCUGCUUUGUUUAUUUUUGAAUACUUUUGUUUUGUUUUUAGGUUAUAUCUUUGCUAUAUUUUUAUAUUUUUUUUUCUAUGUUUUUUUAUUGUUUCUUCCGGCCUUUUUUUUGAUGCAUUUUUUUUACCCUCCACGACGUCUGAAAAAGUAAGGAGACUCAGCACGGGGGAAGAUCAGGGCUUGGAUGGCAUAUUAAGAGGAUCUUUAGAGUAUUCUGUCGAUGACAUCUUCUUUUAAAUCAUGGAUGAUAACAUUUUCUGCUUUAUUUUCCAAAUCUGUUCCAUUUUUAACAUUUUCUGAUGUAAAUAUUAAACAGACGAUUUUAGAUAUAUGGCCAAAGCAGGGACUUAAAGACCUGUUUCCUGCGACAAAGAUAGUAGAAAAAGAGCAUCCCGAUAAAUGGAGGUUUUUGUUGCCUCUUCAAUACCCAUAUCAUUCUCCUCAAUACCCAAUUGUUUUGUGUCAUGGGCUUGGAUUUUUUGAAAAGACACCGUCAUCUUUACCUAAAUUUCAACUUCAUUAUUGGGGAUCUAUUGUUGAAUCUUUAAAAAAAUUAGGAUGUCAAGUUUAUGUGACAAAAGUUCCAAGUACGGGUACGAUUGCACAGCGAGCUAGAGAACUUACUAAGCAACUUUCCUCUAUGGUAAAUGGUAGACGAGUAAAUCUUGUUGCUCAUAGUAUGGGGGGGUUAGAUUGUCGAUAUUUACUUUCGAAACGACUAUAUAAAGACUUUUAUCCUGUAUCUUUAACGACACUGUCAUGUCCUCAUCGAGGAUCUCCUUUUAUGGAUUGGUGUCGAGAUUAUCUUGGAUUAGGUCGAGUUUUCCCUCGUGUAUCUGGUACUUUAAAAGAAGAAGUAUUCUAUAAUUCUUGCAAGAAAUAUGAAAAUAGUUCUUCUAUUUCAUCGACUAUUUUGUCAAGUAUAAUGUUUUCGCAAACUAUGGAUACACCUGCAUAUGCAAAUUUAACAACUACUUAUUUAAAAGAAUCAUUUAACCCAUUUAUUUUGGACUCUUUAGAAGUUAAAUAUUAUUCGUUCGCUGCUGUAUCAUCUGUACCAAUAUGGCAUCCUUUAUAUUUUCCAAAUCAUAUUGUUUCGCAAGCUGAAGGCAUGGAUAAUGAUGGUUUAGUAAGUGUUAAAAGUGCAACAUGGGGAAAAUUGUUAGGCAUAUUAGAAUGUGAUCAUUGGGAAUUAAGAGGUAGAGGGCUAGGUGCUGGGACAGGAUUUAUUAAACAAAAUUUUGAUGUAGAUGAUUUUUAUUGCGCUUUAGCAACACAUUUGUGGAAUGAAAACUUUUAA
This is a messenger RNA of Pneumocystis murina B123, 1353 nucleotides long. RefSeq lists its product as hypothetical. The transcript is spliced from 3 exons. The record is from RefSeq and is a predicted model, not a curated record. Bases 274 to 1353 code for a protein of 359 amino acids. Lineage: Eukaryota; Fungi; Ascomycota; Pneumocystomycetes; Pneumocystales; Pneumocystaceae. Gene Ontology annotation, molecular function: triacylglycerol lipase activity.